UCAAGAUGUACAAAGUACAAUCGAAAAUAUAUAAUCAUGAAAAAUUAAUUCUGUAACUGUUUAUUUUCAUAAAAUGUUUCUUUCUCAAUUUUUUUUUAUUCUUUGAAGGAAAAGGAAGAUUGUACAUACAAUAAAAUAUAUUUCGUAGAAAUGCUUUUAUAAUUUGAAGGCAAUACAUUAAAAACAUUACAAUACUAUGUACUUUAGAAAAAAAUCAAUAAACAAAACAAUUACUAAUGAUAUAAUUGUGAAUGUGUAAUAACAUGUUUAGAUUAUAAUAAUAUUUUUGAUGUUAGUACAAUAAAAAAUAUCAAGUUUAAAAAAGGGUUUGGUUAGAUCUAUUGUGUAUCAAUUGAUAUAUAUAUAAAAAUUCUACAAAUAUCUAAAUUUAAUAACAAGAGGAAUAUAAAUUUUGAUUAAAUUAAUGAAUUGCUCAGGAUGACUGAAAAGUCUGGAUGUGGUGAAUUGCAACAAUUAGUUCAAGAAGAAGAAUGUGAAGAACCAUUAAGUCAAGGUGGAGAAGCUACACCACCUUCCACACCAGCAAGAUCUCAUCAUCCAAGUAAAAAUGAUACACAUAGUUCUCAUAUAUCGCAACAAGUAUUAUGGGAAACUAAUGUACAAACAUCACCAAUUAUUAGUAAAGGAAGUUCUGGUCAGGCAACAAGUCAAGGAUCUAUGGUUUCUGGCCGUGCUGUGAAUCUUUCAAAUCAUGGUAAUCAGUCACGUCUAAUGUAUAUGAAUGAAAAGGAAAAGCAAAAACCAAAUCGACCAGAACUACCAAAAAUAAAUCGUCAACAUAGAGCUAUGGCACCAUGCAAACAUCAUUGCUUUUUGUCAGAGGUUCCUGAUGUUCGUCGUAUGGAACAAGCUUUAUUACAACUUUUGGAAGAUUUCCAUAGUGGUAAUUUACGAGCAUUUGGAAAGGAUUGUAGUAUGGAACAAAUGACAGAAAUACGAGAACAACAAGAGCAAUUAGCUAAACUUCAUUUUGAGUUAGGUCAAAGGCAAGGAAUUGGUGGAGAACAAUCAGGUUUACGACAUUCAAGUGCUAAUAUGAAUAAUUUGUUAGAAUGUCUUCAAGAGCUUAGUGUUUGCAUUGAAAAAUUACAUAGCAAGUAAUUGUAAAAUAUUUAUAAUAUAUACAAAAUUUAUUUAAA
Molecule: messenger RNA, 1160 nt
Organism: Bombus terrestris (buff-tailed bumblebee)
Lineage: Eukaryota; Metazoa; Arthropoda; Insecta; Hymenoptera; Apidae
Product: coiled-coil domain-containing protein 28A
Exons: 5
Coding region: 439-1122 (227 amino acids)
Source: RefSeq, a predicted model, not a curated record